Molecule: messenger RNA, 7690 nt
Organism: Columba livia (rock pigeon)
Lineage: Eukaryota; Metazoa; Chordata; Aves; Columbiformes; Columbidae
Gene: XDH
Product: xanthine dehydrogenase
Exons: 37
Coding region: 221-4300 (1359 amino acids)
Biological process (GO): xanthine catabolic process
Molecular function (GO): iron ion binding; xanthine dehydrogenase activity; 2 iron, 2 sulfur cluster binding
Source: RefSeq, a predicted model, not a curated record
UGCAGAAGCACCAACCAAAGGCAGCUGGCACGCCUCUUCGCUGCUUCUUAUAUAAUAUGGGGUUUCACAGGGCACCGAUGUAGAAAUAAAGUCAAACAUUCUCGAGGCAGACUCAUAUUACUUGUCGUAUUGCUGGUGCUCACUUUGCUGUGGGGCGUGGGGCUGCUCUCGGAAGGGUGAUCUGUGGCCCUAUUUGAGUGGAUUUUGGAAAGUGUGCAGUAUGGCUCCAAACGAGACAGGGGAUGAACUUGUUUUCUUUGUGAAUGGUAAAAAGGUGGUGGAAAAAGAUGUGGACCCAGAAACAACUCUGCUAACCUAUUUACGAAGAAAGCUGGGCCUAUGUGGAACCAAACUAGGCUGUGGAGAAGGUGGAUGUGGUGCUUGCACUGUUAUGAUAUCCAAGUAUGACCCUUUUCGGAGGAAAAUCCUUCACCAUACUGCCAAUGCUUGCCUCUUCCCUGUCUGUGCCCUGCAUCAUGUAGCUGUAACUACUGUUGAAGGCAUAGGAAACACCAAAUCCAGGCUGCACCCAGCCCAGGAGAGAAUAGCAAAAAGUCAUGGGUCCCAAUGUGGCUUUUGCACUCCAGGCAUUGUCAUGUCCAUGUAUACAUUGCUUCGGAAUAAACCUGAGCCCAAAAUGGAGGACAUAGAAGAUGCUUUCCAAGGCAACUUGUGUCGGUGUACAGGGUACAGACCCAUUCUGGAAGGAUACAGAACAUUUGCUAAAGACCUGAAUUGCUGUGGCAGAGUAGCCAAUGGCACUGGAUGCUGUCGUAGCGAGAGGGAAAACAGCAUGAAUGGGGGUUGCUGUAGAGGAAAAGCCAAUGGUCCAGACUGCUGCAUGAAUGGAAAAGACGACAAUGUGACAAUGAUGUCCUCCAGCCUGUUCAAUUCUUCGGAGUUCCAGCCAUUGGACCCUACACAGGAGCCAAUCUUUCCACCAGAGUUAAUGACUCAGGGUAACAAACAGCAGAAGCAGCUGUGUUUCAAAGGCGAGCGUGUGAUGUGGAUCCAGCCUACAACUCUCAAGGAAUUGGUGGCUCUCAAAUCCCAGUACCCCAAUGCCAAGCUUGUUGUGGGGAACACAGAAGUGGGUAUUGAGAUGAGGUUAAAGAACAUGUUGUAUCCAGUCAUAAUAGCACCAGCAUGGAUCUCUGAAAUGAACGCUGUUCAGCACACUGAAAUGGGGGUCACCUUUGGCGCUGCCUGUACCCUGAGCUUGGUAGAGGAGGUGCUGAGAAAAGCUGUGGCAGAGCUUCCUCCUUACAAAACAGAGGUCUUCCAGGCUGUCCUCGAACAGCUGCGGUGGUUUGCAGGGCCACAGAUCAGGAAUGUUGCUGCUCUUGGGGGGAAUAUAAUGACAGCAAGCCCAAUUUCUGACUUAAAUCCUGUGUUAAUGGCAAGUGGAAGCAAACUGACUCUGGUAUCAAAUGAGGGCAAAAGGACUGUCACAAUGGAUGAGAAGUUUUUCACUGGUUACAGGAAGACAAUAGUUAAGCCUGAAGAAAUACUUCUCUCUGUGGAAAUACCCUACAGCAGGAAGGGUGAAUACUUCUCAGCUUUCAAGCAGGCUUCCCGUCGGGAGGAUGACAUUGCUAUUGUGACCUGUGGGAUGAGAGUCCUGUUCCAAGAUGGCACCAGCCGAGUGGAGGAGAUAAAACUAAGCUAUGGAGGGAUGGCACCUACAACUGUCCUGGCUCUAAAAACUUGCCAGGAGCUCACUGGCAGAGACUGGAAUGAGAAGCUGCUGCAGGAUGCCUGUCGCUUACUGGCUGGUGAAAUGGAUCUGUCUGCUUCUGCACCUGGGGGGAUGGUGGAUUUCCGACGCACACUUACACUCAGCUUCUUCUUCAAGUUCUACCUGACAGUCCUUCAGAAACUGAGCAAGAACCACAAUGGCAAUAACAAUCUGUGUGAACCUGUUCCCUCGAACUACAUCAGUGCUACAGAGCUGUUUCACAAAGAUCCCAUUGCAAAUGCUCAGCUCUUCCAAGAAGUGCCCAAGGGCCAGGCAGUUGAAGAUAUGGUGGGCCGGCCUUUGAUGCACGUUUCAGCAGCCAAACAAGCAUGUGGAGAAGCUGUUUACUGCGAUGACAUCCCUCACUAUGAGAAAGAGCUGUAUCUAACGCUGGUGACCAGCACCAAAGCCCACGCUAAGAUCCUUUCUGUAGAUGCAUCUGAAGCCCAGAGUGUUCCUGGGUUUGUGUGUUUUGUGUCCGCCAAGGAUGUUCCUGGCAGUAACAUCACUGGCAUCGCUAAUGAUGAGACCGUCUUUGCUGAGGAUGUGGUCACUUGUGUGGGUCAUAUCAUCGGUGCAGUUGUUGCAGAUACACAAGAACAUUCCAGAAGAGCAGCUAAAGCCGUAAAGAUUAAGUAUGAAGAGCUUAAACCUAUUGUCACAAUUCAGGAAGCUAUUGAGAAGCAAUCCUUUCUGAAAUCUGUAAAGAGGAUUAAUAAAGGAGAUGUGAAAAAAGGAUUUGAAGAAUCUGAUCAUAUCUUGGAAGGGGAGAUGUACCUUGCUGGGCAGGAGCAUUUCUAUCUGGAAACUCACUGUACUCUGGCUGUGCCGAAGGGGGAAGAUGGUGAGAUGGAACUCUUUGUCUCAACCCAAAACCUGAUGAAGACACAGGAGUUCGCUGCUAAUGCAUUAGGAGUCCCUUCAAAUCGAGUUGUGGUUCGAGUGAAAAGAAUGGGAGGAGGAUUUGGAGGAAAAGAGACUAGGAGUACUAUUUUGACAACUGCAGUGGCUGUAGCAGCCUUCAAAACUGGCCGCCCAGUGAGGUGCAUGCUGGAUCGAGAUGAGGACAUGUUGAUAAGUGGUGGGAGACAUCCCUUCCUGGGCAGGUACAAGGUCGGUUUCAUGAAGAACGGGAGAGUCAAGAGUCUGCAGGUGUCAUACUACAGCAAUGGGGGCAACUCUGUAGACCUCUCUUAUGGUGUUAUGGACAGAGCUCUAUUACAUUUGGAUAACUCCUACAACAUCCCCAACGUCAGCGCGGUGGGCACUGUUUGCAAGACCAACUUGGCUUCCAACACAGCCUUCCGUGGCUUUGGAGGUCCCCAAGGAAUGAUGAUUGCUGAGUGCUGGAUGAGUGAUCUUGCUCGGAAGUGUGGCCUGCCACCUGAAGAGGUACGGAAGCUCAAUCUUUAUAACGAAGGAGACCUGACUCAUUUUAACCAAAAGCUGGAGGGAUUUACUCUGCGAAGAUGCUGGGAUGAAUGUUUGUCAAGCUGUAGCUAUCAUGCCAGGAAGAAACUAAUUGAAGAAUUCAACAAGCAGAAUCGCUGGAAGAAGAGAGGGAUGUGCAUUAUUCCUACCAAAUUUGGCAUCAGUUUCACUGUUCCAUUUCUGAACCAGGCUGGAGCUCUGGUCCAUGUGUAUACAGAUGGCUCUGUGUUACUCACACAUGGUGGGACUGAGAUGGGUCAAGGACUUCACACCAAAAUGAUCCAGGUUGCUAGCAGGUCACUGGGAAUCCCCACCUCCAAAAUUCACAUCAGUGAGACCAGCACAAACACUGUCCCAAAUACCUCCCCGACAGCUGCAUCUGUCAGUGCGGACAUCAAUGGAAUGGCCGUCCAUAAUGCAUGUCAGACUAUCUUAAAAAGGCUUGAGCCAAUCAAACAGUCUAAUCCCAAAGGAUCCUGGGAAGACUGGAUUAAAGCCGCCUAUGAGAACUGUGUUAGCCUGUCAGCCACGGGGUUUUAUAGAAUUCCUGACCUUGGCUACGACUUUGAAAAGAACGAAGGGAAACCAUUCUGCUACUUCAGUUACGGUGUUGCUUGCUCUGAGGUUGAGAUAGACUGCCUGACAGGUGACCACAAGAACAUGCGCACAGAUAUCGUUAUGGAUGUUGGUACCAGUCUGAACCCAGCCAUAGAUAUAGGACAGAUAGAAGGAGCAUUUGUCCAAGGCCUUGGGCUCUUCACCAUGGAGGAGCUGCGCUAUUCUCCUGAAGGAAACUUGUACACUCGAGGGCCUGGGAUGUACAAAAUCCCAGCGUUUGGAGACAUCCCAACAGAAUUCUAUGUGUCUCUUCUCCGUGACUGCCCAAACAGCAAGGCGGUUUAUUCAUCCAAGGCUGUGGGAGAGCCACCUCUAUUCCUGUCUGCCUCAGUGUUUUAUGCCAUUAAAGAUGCCAUCUACUCAGCGAGGAAGGACUCUGGCCUGACUGAACCAUUCAGGCUGGACAGCCCUGCCACCCCAGAGAGGAUCCGCAAUGCUUGUGUGGACAUCUUCACCAAAAUGUGCCCUUCUGCUGAGCCAGGGACCUUUAAGCCGUGGUCUGUGCGUGUGUAAGAGGGACGUUUGAGGAACAAACUCUCCUCGUAAAACUGAGCUUACACCAGAGGGACCACAAGGCAGUAGGACUAUAAUGGAAAAAAAAAAUCUGUGUUCAUGUGGCUUAUCCACUGAUUCAUGGAGAUCUCACAUUUAAUUGUCCAAUCAUUAUUUUCUCUAGGAGAGAGAAUUGCUGCCAGAUUAUAGCUCUGUUGCAAAUUCAAAUGGAGAGCAAGUGGAAGGUGAUGUUAUCCAGGUGUAAUUGAAAAAUCUUAGAGGUUUCAUUUAAAAUUGCUGCAAAGAGGGGAGACAUGCUUAUUACCAGCCAAUGUGAAAUCACAGGGUGGUUGUUUGUUGUUGGUGUUUUGUUUUAUUUUGUUUUGUUUUACCUACUGUGAGGAAAAGAUGGAUCCUCUUGUGAUGUGAUGCCAAGAAGGACUCAGCUGGAACCCAGACAAACAGUUCUCUAGCUGAGAUGGGGGAAGGGAUGAGAGGUGCUAAGGGCUGGACCCUGUUAUGCCCCCUCUGCACACCAAGCCAGAUGUACACUAGAGGAAGAUGAGGAGGAGUUUUGAUGUUAGCUGACAAUGAUCAUCUCACAUACAUAACAAAAGUGAUUCAGAGGAAAACCUCAAAAUCUGAUCAAUAGCUGAUUUAUCCUUAGAUGAAUGAGGAUCACUUUGUCUGCCCCAGGGCUUUAAUGAAUUUUUACUUCAUGUGCUACCUUCUCUUCUCUGAUUAAAGACAAAAACUAAAGAUACCAAGAGGUCUUCCAGCAAGAUGCUGAUUUAUUUGACUCACUCAGCCUUUUUCCCGCCAUACCUCCACAUCUUUCCUCCAUCUUUUAAACAGGAGAGGGCAUCUGAGAAAGGGACCUUGGAGUAAUGGAAGAAGUGACUCAUAAUUGCUCCCAAGGCAACUUAUACCAGCCCAGGAAAUGGACAGGACAGGGACAGACACAGCUGGGGAUUAGUUGGCUCUGGGUGCCCUCUAGGGUCAAUCUCUUGCCAUCAUGCUAUGGCCUGGCCUUCUUUUCAGGACAACCCUUAGUUUUGCAGAAUGUGAGAGAAUGGGUAUGCUUUCCUACAGGGACUGUUUGUCUGAGAAAUGUGCUGACUAUGUGAUGACCUCAUGCCUUUUGGGUUGAUGUAUUUUCUGUGUUGGAUUUAAUGUUGGGCAUCACUCUUCACAGAUUUUGGCACUCAGAUUUAACACUGUAGCAUUGUGCUAUCUUUAGAUGAUAUUGGCCAUGUACUGUACUUGCUCAUCACCUGCAGACUUUUAUCUGUUUUUCUGGCCCACAGCUUUACCAAAAUGUCCGUUUUCUAUUUUUGCACUUCUAGGGCCAUCAAAAUUAUAUGAUGCAAGAGGAUGUAACUCUAUUGCCUUAUACAAAAUUUUGCUCACAUACAUCCUGCUUGAAAUUUGCCUUCAUCUUAGGACCUAACAAUGUAUGCACAGUUUGAGACUUCUGUUUUAAGCACUCCAGGGCAUUUAGUUUGGAAAAGUGUAAAUUUAUUUCUUGCUUAAAGUAUUCUAGGUCUACCAUUUGGGAAAAGAGCGUUUGUAUAUGUGAGUUGCAGAAAGUAUUUUGUGCCCACUGGGCUUGCUAUGUAAUUGUUUCAUUAAUUGAAAUAUGAUACUGUUGUUUCUUAAGCUCUGAGGUACUGGGCAAGAAAACAUUUUUGUUUUCACCCGAAAGAUGGCAAUAUAUAAAAAAACCUCUUAGAGAAGAAAAUGUGAUCAUUUGUGUGCAAGAACAGCUAUUGGAGCCUGUGUAUUCCUGUUCUUAAAAUGUCUGGGGAGGGAUACAAAAUGCAAAUUCUGCAAGGCAGACAGGUAUCAGCACUGUUUCUGCCGCGUUUGGCCUCAUGGGAUCACCGGACCUGCUCAUUCAAACCAGACCAAGAGUGCUAUGAAGGGGACAUCAUGUGUGCUAAUGCAGAACAUGGGGAGCUACAGGCAAAGAGUGUGAUAUCGAGGAGCUUCCAGCGCUGUCUCAGGAGAAAGCUGCCAGCAUUCACGGGGACCUUCUCCCUGUGAGAGUCCUGGGACAUGGCAGGAUGUCACUGACAGGAGGAGCAAGUGCUCUGUGUCCCCCAUGGUUCUGGGAGCACCUUUUUCAUCAUUUCAGAAUGGGUUUGUGAUGUCUCACGUAGCCACACUGAAUGCCUGGUGAGGUGAUUUUUUUUUUAAAACAAAAUUUGUCAAGUCUCUCUUUUGGUUUUCACUUUGUACAUUAAUUUGAUGUGCAUUUGCCAAGUUAUCUGUAUAUGCAAUGGUCAGAGCACGCUAGUUCAGUGCACACUUUAGCCUGUGGAGCCACUUUUGCUGCAUCAUCAGUGAUCAACUGUUUCCUGGGAACCAGUCUUUGUCCUCAAGCCCACCCCACCCCAGGGCCCUCUUAUUACCCUUCCACAGCCACUGGCUGAUGGAAGGAGGAAACAUCUUCCAUUAGGGGUGCACUGGAAUUGAAUGUAGGCAAUAUAAAAUACCAGAGAGGAGGAGGGGGUGGUGGAAAACAGUACAAAAUUAUGGUUACAAAAUAAUUACAGAGACUGUUUUGGAGGGUGUAGGAAAAAGGGAAGCUUGGAGACUAACAGGAAUUUACAGGGAGAUCAAUGCAAUACCUGGCUGGGCUGCAGGUAGAACAGGAACCUGAAGGAACACGAAGCUGAGAUUUUGAUUUCACCUCUAGUGUCUUAACAUUUCAUACAUCACUUUCCCAUGGAAACAAGUGCCAGAUACCUUAGGGAAGGACUGGGACCCACUACGGGCUGGGAGGAAGAGGAGAUAUUGCUGUAAUAUUGCCGUAAUAUUGCCUGACUUAAAACGUGGUCCAGGAACAGCUCUGCUGUCAUGAGUGCACAGCACAGUCCUCUCUGAGGUGCCGUGUCAGAUCUCUUCACGCAUAGCUCGCUGCUCGGCAUUUCAGCUUGCAGUUGCAGAAGACAGAAAAGCUACUUAUGAAGAGAAAAACGUUCCUUUCCUAGUACAUUCAGUGAAAUGCAGCAUGGACGCGUGACUCUAAUGUUAAGUGUAUUUGGAGAUUUGCCACUUCUCUCCGUCCAGAUGUGUGUCCUCAGAAGAGGAACUGCGCCAUCUUGCUGGACUGUAAAAUAUUACGCACAAUAACAGCACUUAAGGAAUUGUUACUGUAGCUGGAUACUUUGUGGGAGGGUGAAAGGAGGCCGCCCCAUUUUGUGUUUUAAUGCUAUUUAUCGCAUAUCCCUUGAUGAGAGAGGGAGGCCAAGUUUUUGGUGAUUGUUUUAGGUCACUUCUAAUCAACAGUUUUCACACUAACGUUCUGUAAUGAGCAUUGUCAAAUCAGUGUCUUUGUCACAGGCAGAAUCCUCUGUGAAGGUCACAACAUUGCAAAAUAAAACUAAAAAAAUAUUCUGGAAACUA